Molecule: messenger RNA, 1374 nt
Organism: Anopheles stephensi (Asian malaria mosquito)
Lineage: Eukaryota; Metazoa; Arthropoda; Insecta; Diptera; Culicidae
Product: FK506-binding protein 5-like
Exons: 2
Coding region: 152-1291 (379 amino acids)
Source: RefSeq, a predicted model, not a curated record
ACACUAGCUGGAAGGAUCGUUCGCGUGCAUCGCUUGAUUGACAUCGGCAAGACAGCCCAGCACGGUUCGGUGGCUGCUCCCGAAGGUGACGCUUGUCGCAAGUGGCGCUAAGCGCAAUAUUAAGACUGAACAGUUGAGGCAACGCCCCAGCAUGAGAAGUAUGCAGAUCACGGUGGUUGUUUGCUUGUGGUGCGUCGGUGUGCUUUCGGUUGUGGACGGUGCGUUGUACGACGAUGGGAAGGAUUCUUCCUGCACACAGCUAGACUUCGAUGAGGCAACACUCUCCUCACUGAAGGAGUGUGACUACAUGCAGGAGUUUAUAGUGAAGCGUUACGAUGAAUCGACUCACUUCGACCCGUAUCGGCCGGAAGCUGUGCACUAUCUGUCACAUCGCUGGCAAGGAUUGACGUGUGGUGAAACGGUGCAUACUUACUCGUUCAACGAAGAAACUGAGCUACGGAUGGCUUACAAUCUGGUGUUCGAUAGUGGCGCUACGCUGGAAGUUCGUGUGUUUGACGAAGAUCGUAGAGAUACGGAUAAUAGACCGACCCUGGUGGAGGUGUGGCACACUACGAGCUCCACCAAUGGAUGGGGAUACUUCCGCGAGAAGCUCAACAAGACUGUGAAGCAGGCUAGGAUACAAAUUGAGGCAAACAUCAACGCGGGAAGUGAUUUGGCGAUAGAAUACCUGACGAUAUUCAACUACGAGGUAGAGACGGAAGAGUGUAGCGUUAUUGAUGAGUUUGCAACGACAACUGUCGCACCAGCAACGACCGAAACGACAACGAUUGCUGCGGAAACAACCACUCAACAACCUGCCACAACAACCACGCUCGCGCCGGCGACGACGUCAUCGACCACGGAAACAUUCCCCUCCACGACCGUAUCAACUGCUGACGAAGGGACGACUACCGAAGCAAGUGACGAACCUUCGACAAGCACGCUAGCACAAACGACCGAGAUGAUAUCAACGACCACCACCAAUGCGCCACGGGAUGACACUUCAAUGCCACCGUCUACCAGCACAACACGACAACCUACCUCCUCGUACUUCACGACGGACAGUUCCAACCCGUCAACAACUACUGAAAGCACUGCGCCAAUCUUGGAACCACUAAGCCCAAAGCAGUGGCUCUGGAUGACACUGACAGCUGUGUUUGCGAUACUGUUCGUGCUGGCUGCCAGUGCUGCCAUCUAUCUGUGCUUCAUGAACCAACACUUGGAGCGAAUCAGCGCACGCCUGCUAGAUGAAGUCGGUCGCUAUCCGGGCAAAAAAGACCUACUCACGUAGACGUAUGCGCAGUCCUGGUUGAAUGUGAUAGUUCGAUUUUAGCUUAAGGAAUAUAUUAAUAAAAUAGCCCUUAUCCUCCAAGU